Messenger RNA from Stegodyphus dumicola, 2652 nucleotides. RefSeq lists its product as uncharacterized. NCBI's taxonomy places the organism in Eukaryota, Metazoa, Arthropoda, Arachnida, Araneae, Eresidae. Gene Ontology annotation, cellular component: nucleus. Gene Ontology annotation, biological process: cell fate commitment; negative regulation of transcription by RNA polymerase II; positive regulation of transcription by RNA polymerase II. The record is from RefSeq and is a predicted model, not a curated record. Gene Ontology annotation, molecular function: zinc ion binding; DNA-binding transcription factor activity, RNA polymerase II-specific; RNA polymerase II cis-regulatory region sequence-specific DNA binding.
GCACAUAUUUUAUUUGGAAGUUUUCCAAAGACCCCGAUGGCUUCUAUUCCUGACGUAACUUCUUCGAAUUCCUACUCUCACCAAGAAAAUGACGUAUCAACCAAAAAUUACAGUACGCCCUACGUCAAGGAAGAAGAUGGCAAUAACUCCCAUACAGUGCAUUAUGUUGCAGAUGAUGAGUCGCAAGAGUAUAUCACGGUACAAUACUAUGAGAAUUACGACAAAUACACCAUUACAACUGAAGCUAAUGCCAAAGGACUAAUAGUCAAUAAUCAUGAAGCUCACCAACAUUGCCCUCCGAAAAAUCCUUUCAAAACCAUCGAUGGAACGUUCGUCCUUGAACCUGCACAUUCCAACUCUUUCAGCAGAAAUUCAAUGAACAACGAAGGAGCAGUGCCUCUGAUAAAACAAGAACAUUAUAAAAAUCUUGAGCAGGAACUUUCUAGCCAUCACCAAACUGAAAAAGAAUAUUUUGAAAAUUCUAAUAAUGAAAUGCAUUACGUAGAUGAGGGAGGGAAUUAUGUGAAACUAGAAUAUGAGGAGAAAUCUUGUUUAGAUAAUGUUGAAAGGGACUCUGACGAGAAAACACCAAGGCUUCAUUCCAUUUCACAAGUCAGUGCUGUACAUUCCAGUAACGUCAACAAUUCAACACUCCAUGAUUCUUGGAUAUCCAACAAGCAGAACCAGUCUUUCAAAGAAGAAUGGUUAGGUGAGCAAAAUGUUCUUAUAAUUAACGAUUAUAAUAUGGUACCAGCUUCCGUUAAGUCAUGGUUGGAGACACAACAGUUUUUCAAUAUCGAGAUGGGGAAUAAGUCUAUUGUUUCUAAAGAAAAUACAAAAAUGGAAACUGGAGAAGAUAGUUUGAAUUCUCAUCAAGAUUGGAAUGAACGAAACUCGGUAUCGAAUUUAGAAAAAUCUGAUGAUACUCACUCUUGGGAAAGAUCUGACCAUGGUAAGGAAUUUUUUGCGAGACAGAAAGUGCAUAACGAGCAUUCAAGUAAUAAUAAUGACUCCCAAAAUGUGCAGCUAUCAGCAACUCAACACUGGUGCUCUGAGCAGCAGCUCAACUCUACUGUUGCUCAAGCUGAUGUCGACUCAUGGCUAAAUCAUCCUGGUCGCGAAGACCAUCAAAAUCACCAAAUAAAUAAUGAAUCAUUUAACCAAAAUUUUUCAGCUGAUCAAGAUUUAGAAACAUUGAGAAAGAACCGUGAGAAAAUUACGAUGGAUGCCCAUCAAGCAUGGGAACAGGAAUGUCACGAUAUAAAGCAAUCAGAAAUGUCUUCUUGGCUUCCAAAUAUUCCUCACCUUGAACAAGAUGUUCACAAACCUAUUUCAACAGAAGGAGAAGAAUCAAUGACCAGUAAUAAAGAAAUCACUACUGUUGCUGAUUCUCAUAAUCAAAAUCAUUCUUAUACUGUAAUACACGAUUCUAAACUCUGGACUCAUGCUAACAAUAAUACUCAGUCAACGUAUGUUUUAAUGAAAGGUAUCACGCCAGUUACGAAAGGAAAUAAAAAUAAAUCAAGAAAUUCUCGAUAUUUUGGUCAUUCUGAGCCGGUAUGGAACGAAAACAAAAACAAAACUUCACAAGCAUGGAUGCUGGAUACCGCCCAUCUUUCUGCAGACAUGGCCGGCGGCAAUUGGAAUUACCAGACAGUCCCAUCCGUCACUGAAAACGACAAAGCUCAACCAAUAGAAUCUCCAUAUAAAAGAGAGGAGUCCCGCCCCCAUUCAGAUACUCUCAGCCAUUCCGCUUCUUCGUCCCCGCCUGGUAGGGAGGGUGAAGGGCGGGAAUCAAGUCCAAGACACAGCCUUGAGGUCGUCCAGUCGCGACAACCCCAGCAACCCACGAACCACGCGCCAUCUGACGGCGAAAGGGAUAGGGAACGCGAAACAGACACCAGCAGCGCUAGUGACUCAGUCAUGGUCAGUACGUUUGGCAGCAUGGCUCCUUACAGCAUGGCUGGUAAUUACUCUUCGCCUUCCUCGUAUUCAGGGAGGGAACUGUAUCCUGGAAAACCAAGUUCGGGGUACACUGUAGAUCCUGCCUCACCAUCUUCAGCUCUUUAUGCGUCUCCGACAGGUGGACUGACAAUGCUUCCUUACGUUGCUGGGCAGACUAUGGGAGGCCACCAGUCAAUGGUUUCUCAAAGCGGGCAUCACUGGUCGGGUUCGCAAACGCCGAAUGUCCAUGAUCAUCAGCAAAGUGCAGGUUAUGGCAUUUCGGCACUCACCUCUGGACUCAACCUUGCCCAGAAUUCUUUAAACUUAUCCGCAACAUCUCAGCCCAGUGGGUGUGACCAGAACGAGUUGAAUCGUACCGCGGGCUUUUCGACAUUUGCAUCCUCGGGCCAUGGUUAUCUGCGUCCUGAAAUGGCACCUCACUGGGGACUCUUAGAUCCGACCAUAUCCGGUUUACAGCAUCCUUACUGUCCAGAAGGAAUGGCUCAUCAUCUCGGCCAAGAUCGCACAGAUUAUUUUGCACUCCAGGAAGAAAGGGAAUGUGUAAACUGCGGAGCGAUUUCCACGCCACUGUGGAGGAGGGACGGGACAGGCCACUACUUGUGCAAUGCCUGUGGCCUUUACAGCAAAAUGAACGGCAUGAACAGACCUCUCAUGCGGCCGCAGAAACGGCUGGUAGGUCCUUUGGUG